Hypoxylon trugodes is the source of this 1512-nucleotide messenger RNA. RefSeq names its product MFS general substrate transporter. Gene Ontology annotation, cellular component: plasma membrane. Gene Ontology annotation, biological process: transmembrane transport. The transcript is spliced from 7 exons. The record is from RefSeq and is a predicted model, not a curated record. Bases 1 to 1512 code for a protein of 503 amino acids. Gene Ontology annotation, molecular function: transmembrane transporter activity. Lineage: Eukaryota; Fungi; Ascomycota; Sordariomycetes; Xylariales; Hypoxylaceae.
AUGCAUAUUCGCAAGGCUUCCCCGACGGCUCCGAGUGAUUCGGACAAGCCAGUAGAAGAAAUCAUCGGGAAUAAUUCGUAUCAUCCCGGCAUUGCCGACGUCGAAUAUGAUGAGCUUCAUGUUCCGUGUCCGCCUCAUACCACGGAGCGGAAGCUCAUGACGCGUAUCGACUGGAACUUAAUACCGUUCUUAUGUAUCAUGUAUCUUCUCGCCUUUCUGGACAGAGUCAAUAUCGCCAAUGCGAAAUCUUUUAAGCUGGUAGAAGACUUAAAUCUUAAGGAUAAUGAGUACAACACAGCUUUAACCAUGUUCUUCGUACCAUAUAUCGUCGCUGAGAUUCCUAGCAAUAUCUUGCUGAAAAGGUUCUCGCCUCGUGUAUGGCUCCCAACAUGUAUGCUGGGGUUUGGUAUUGCAUCGGUAGGCCAGGGUCUUGUCCAAAAUUACUCCGGUCUCCUCGCGACGCGGUUCUUCCUCGGCUUAUUCGAAUGCGGCAUGUUUCCUGGAUGCUUCUAUCUAAUUAGCAUGUGGUAUAAACGAAAUGAAUCGCAGAAGCGGUAUUCCUUAUUCUUCACGUCAACUUCCUUGGCUGGAGCUUUCGGAGGUCUCUUGGCGUCUGCUAUAGGGAAGAUGCAGGGUGUUCGUGGAUAUAACGGAUGGCGAUGGAUUUUUAUUCUCGAGGGCACACUUACAUGUGUGGUUGCGAUCAUUUUCUUCUUUGUGUUCCCUUCAUUUCCGGAGCAAGCUAAGUGGUUGACGGAGGAUGAAAGGGCCUAUAUUAAGGCCCGCUUGCAGGCUGAUCAGGGACACAACGCCGCGGAACGAAAGAUUACCUUCCGCGAUGUCUUAUCUGUUAUGAGUGAACAUCGUACGUGGCUGGGUGGCUUUAUGUACUUCGGGUUGAUCGUUCCUGCAUACGGCUAUUCCUACUUUGCGCCGACUAUCAUCUCAACCUAUCACUUCGAUCCGAUUCAGACACAACUGCGAAGUGUACCUCCCUGGGCGGCAUCUUUCGUUUUCUCCUUGAUAAUGGCUACAUUAUCCGAUUGGUGGCGCCACCGUGCGGCUUUUGCACUUGUGCCCCUUACAUUAACUCUCACUGGUUUCGCUGUUCUAUACAGAGUUCAUGACAACAUCCCCGUUCAAUACGCCAUGCUGCAUCUCGUUACAUGUGGUACUUACGGGAUUUUACCUAUCAUUGUUUGCUGGUUUAAUAUGAACAUUGGGGGUCACCACCGGAGAUCUAUAGCUACCGCGUGGCAGAUCGGAUUCGGUAACAUUGGUGGUAUCAUUGCCACGUUCUCCUUCCUUAGCAAGGAUGCCCCUCAAUAUAAGAACGGAUAUGCGAUUUGUCUCGGAUUUGCCUGCCUUACCGGCUUGGCAGUGGUCCUCUAUAUCUUAUCUAUCUACACCGAAAAUCAGAAGAGGAAGAAGGCUGUGCGAGAUGUGGGCUUGUCCGACUAUGAAAAAACGGAGUUGGGAGAUCUAAACCCCGAGUUCAGGUAUAUGUACUAG